AUGUCAGAACAUGAAAACUAUCGUAAGAAAAAGAAUAUACCAUAUGAAACCCAAACAUUAGUGAAUAAAGAACAACUUGAGCAUGAACUAUUUGAAUUUUUUGCUGAUUUUAAGCGACAAGAUGGAAAACAUUAUAAAGUCAAAUCAAUUGUAUUAACUUACAUCUCUCUUUAA
Molecule: messenger RNA, 174 nt
Organism: Cetraspora pellucida
Lineage: Eukaryota; Fungi; Glomeromycota; Glomeromycetes; Diversisporales; Gigasporaceae
Source: the annotation of a GenBank genome assembly